AUGAAGCCAGGAAAUUCUAGUUUGAACCCAUAUGCAGCCUCGUAUAUACCUCUUUUUAGGAGGGAGGUAGUUGAACAUACUCAGUCUCCAGGAAUGGUUGCAAAAGCUCCACAGAGUGGCAAUCGAAAUGUGUGGUAUGGACCUGGUUAUGCCGCUGAGAACAGGCAGCAUGGGGUAGCUUCUCCAAUUACUUCAGCCUCGACAGAGAGCCACUAUGGGCAUGGAGUCUAUGGUUCAUCAUCACAACUUCAUGAUGGAAGAACCAAUAAGCAAAUUAUGGAUGAAGAGUCUGACUUUGAGUUGGAAUUUCUACAGAUGACGUUUCCUGGUGUAUCUUCCGAAUCACUUAUGGAUGUGUAUGCAGCUAAUAAUGGAGACUUGGAAAAUACUGUUGACAUGCUUAACCAGCUUGAGGUUGACAUUCCUCUCCCAGAUUCUCUGGAUAUCUGGGAUGUUUCGGAGCCAGUGUCAUCGGUGAAACAGAAAAGCUUCGUAGGUGAAACCAGUGCCUCUUCAUCUGGUUCCUCCUCUGUCUCGGGCCCCGCAGUCUCAACAACCUGA
This is a messenger RNA of Linum trigynum, 561 nucleotides long. Lineage: Eukaryota; Viridiplantae; Streptophyta; Magnoliopsida; Malpighiales; Linaceae. The record is from the annotation of a GenBank genome assembly.